GCAAGCACACGUGUGUAGGUGCCCUCUCUCUCCCUGCAUUCAUUUUCCUACCGAAAAUCCGCGCUGCUGGACAACCAGAUUUGAAAAAAAACAUCGUCAUUAAGUGUUCGUUGAAGUGUCGGAUUGGACUAGCGUAUUGUGAAGCUGUUGGGGAAGCUGUUUUAGGUGGUAUUGGCUAGGAAGGCUUGGAUUCAGCUCCUACAGAUACAACAAGCAACGCACAAUAAUCAGAGAUGGCCGACAAAAACGAUUACGCCGCAGUCAAAGAUGGUACACCGCAGGCAAGCGCCGACAAGACCGAAGCCGGCGGUGAUCAUGGAGAGGACACGAUUAAUUUGAAACCCAAAAUAACACUGAUUAAUGGUGUUACCGUAAUCGUUGGUAGUAUCAUAGGAUCUGGUAUUUUCGUCAGCCCCACGGGCGUUUUGAAAGAUUCUGGCAGUGUGGGACUGUCCCUUAUAAUUUGGGUUUUGUGUGGACUGUAUUCGAUGAUCGGCGCGUACUGUUAUGCCGAAUUAGGAACGGCUAUUGUACGAUCUGGAGCUGAUUAUGCUUAUAUCUACGAAGCUUUCGGGCCGUUCCUGGCCUUUCUUCGCCUGUGGGUGGAAUGUAUGAUCGUUCGGCCCUGUUCUCAAGCCAUUGUAGCCCUCACGUUUGCGUACUACGUGAUCGAGCCGCUUUUCCCGGGAUGUGAACAGCCAGACAUCGCUGUGAGGCUACUUGCUGCAGUCUGCAUACUGAUCCUGACAUUUGUGAACUGUGCUGACGUGAAGUGGGCCACAAGGAUUCAGGACAUCUUCACCUUCGCCAAGGUCGCGGCUCUCAUCUUGAUCAUAAUCACAGGCUUCGUCCAGCUUGGAAAAGGUGAGACAGAACAUUUCCAGAAUGCGUUUGAAGACACGACCACUGAUAUUAGUCGAGCAGCUCUGGCAUUUUACUCAGGGUUAUUUGCCUAUAAUGGAUGGAAUUACCUGAACUUUGUCAUUGAAGAGUUGCAGAACCCUUACAAGAACUUGCCAAAGGCCAUCUGGAUCUCCAUCAUCAUGGUGACUGUGAUUUACACCUUGGCUAACGUGGCCUACUUUACUACCGUCAGCCCAACAGAGAUCAUUAAUUCUCCUGCUGUUGCUGUGACUUUCGCUGUCCGUCUCUACGGAGUCAUGUGGUGGAUUAUGCCUGUCUUUGUGGCACUCUCCACUUUUGGAGGUGUGAAUGGCAUCCUCUUUACCACUUCAAGGUUGUUCUAUGUGGGAGCCCGUGAGGGUCACAUGCCUCAGAUUCUCAGUAUGAUCUCUGUGCAGCGGCUCACUCCCAUGCCUGCCGUCAUCUUCAUUGGUUUCUUGUCCCUGCUGUACUUAGCCUCCUCAGAUAUUUAUCUCCUCAUCAACUAUGUGAGCUUUGUAAACUGGCUGGCCAUUGGUCUGUCUGUCGUCUCUCUCCUGUAUUUCCGUUAUACGAGACCCCAUAUGGAUCGUCCAAUCAGGGUGGCGCUAGUGUGGCCGAUCAUUUACGUUAUGGUCACCUUAUUCCUCAUUAUCCUGCCUAUUUACUCCACCCCUGUGGAAACUGGAUUGGGCUGUGCCAUCAUUGCCAGCGGGAUACCGGUAUACAUCAUAUUUGUACUAUGGAAAAAGAAGCCCAAGAGUAUCAUGAAUUUUACUGACAAUAUGACAGUUUUGAUGCAGAAAGCCAUGAUGUGUGUGCCAGAGGAAAAGAAAACAGUGUAGGCAAAAAGAAUGUGAGAACUGGGUAUCAAGUUUGGUCCCUGAAGUGACUGACUACUCAUUUAAGAAAUGCAUCUCGGAUCUUGUAACUUCUUUUCACUGACGGAGCGCUUCAUCAGUCUUGUUUGAGAAAACCAACAAACUUGUGGUGAGAAAUCAGCCUCUAACACAGAAGCUCCAAGACCUGGACACAAAGGGAGAUAACUACAAGCUGCCAUUUCCCAUGCCCUGCACAUGGAAGAUUACCUUUGAGUAAGCUUUCGUCUUGUCUGUGACGUCGUUGUCACGAACAGCUGUGUGCUCUGCGUUGGAAACAAAAACAGAGGAUUUCUCGCUGGCUGCCAUUGAAUAGAUUAUUUUAUUUGAUUUUAUUUUUUAGAAACUUAGCAGAGUCUAGGACUCCUUCUGUACAUAUUUCAUGUCUUGGGGAUCUAAAUAGUUAGUCACAGAUUGUUCUGCGUUUACUGAUGCCGGUGGACUUCAUUAAGAAAUCUCACAUAAAUUAUGUUUAGAGUUUCCUGAACAUUUUUUUAGAAAAUGUUUUUAGGUUUUAGGAGGAAAAUUUUUAAUGCCCUGGUAUACCAUGACAUUUGCCACUCAGACAUUAUUGACUUGCCAUUUGCAAUGCUUAUUAGUAUCUCAAAUCCAGCGUAUAGCAAGUUUUAAAUUUGUUGACUAGCUUUAACUAAUGAUGCCAGUAAUUACAUCUUUUUUAUCCUUGUCACAGUGAGAUGUUAAAGGAAUAUUGUUGCGAUUAUUAUGAUGAUUGAUAGUGGCAUGAUAGCGGCAUGAACAGAUCUGUAUGUUCACAAUGCUGUUUUCCACAAUAUAUGGCAUUUAAUUUUUUAACAACACCGUUUGUUUCUGGAAGAUUGUUUAGAUCUGUUUCAUAAUUAUUGUCCAGAUUCUCAGGGUUUUCAGAUUUAGAGUAAUUGACUGAAAAUCAGUUAUUGGUUUCUGUUGGAGUAUAAUGUGUGUUUGAUUUAAUACUGAUUAAUAAUCUUUAGUGAUUUCCCCAUCUAUUAUUAUUGUCACUGUCACAACUCAGUCAAUGUUUGUAAGAAAUUUUAGAAUGAUGUUCUAACUUCAGAUAGUUGAAUGUUUGACAGAUGACAAAUAUACAAUAAUUGUCGUGAAAAUCUGAACAUGACCAAGGCACUCAUUUUAACUUGCUGGAAAAAAGCAAGUUUUGACACCAAAAGUAACAUUUUAUGGUCUUUGUUUGCUGCUAAAAAUGAAUUCUCACAAGUAAAUUUUUAAGGCAAAAUUCUUUCUUCAUUCCACAUCAGACACGUCACGAAAGUGUCCCUGUUUGAAGAAGAUUCCAGUUGAUCCGCCACCACCCUCAACAACUCCCCCAUCCUCAUAUCUUAACCCCUCCUCCCCGGCCUUUUCCAGUCUUCACCCCCACCACCCUCAACAACUCACCCAUCCUCAUACCUUAACCCCACUCCCCGGCCUUUUCCAGUCUUCCCCUCAAUCACCUCCUCGCCCCCACCCCUUCCUCCCCGCCUGCACCCCCUCUUCCCCACCCGCACUCCACCAUUUGUGAGUAAUCAGUGACCAGAUUUCACUGCUACAUCUACAUGGGUAUAUAUAGAUCUACUCUCUAGAAUAAGCCAUAAGUGUAGUAUUCCAUCAUUUAUUUUUUAUUUAUUGAAAUGGUAUGUGGCUUUACCUGGGUAUUUUGGGUGUUCUGUUCCCAUAAACCAGGGACUAAAAAAUGGGGAAUGUAAAGUGGCAAUAUCAGAAAUGUGGAACAUAAAGCUAAGAAUGUUAGAAAUGCGGAACAUGAACCUGGACAGUGAAAAAAUGUGAAACAUGAACCUGAAACGGUGAAAAAUAUGAAAUAUGAACAUGGAACUGUGAAAAUCUGAAACAUGAACCUGAAACUGUGAAAAAUGUGAAACGUGAGCCUGGAACUGUGAAAAAUGUAGAACACGGACCAGGGACUGAAAAGUGUGAAACAUGAACCAGGGCCUGAAAAAUGAGAAGUAUUUACUGGGGACUGAAAAUUGUGUUCCUUGAAUCUGGAACUGGGAUAAAUGUAGAAAAUCAGCCCCAUUUCCUCACUGCUAUUGCAUGUGAACAUUUUAUUUCUUGCUUUGGUCAGUGGUUCAUUUUGUCUUUCAGGAAUGUUUCACUGCCAACACAGUUUUUAUAUGGCUGAGAUUUUUCUACAAAAGGAUCUCCAUAUAGGUUUCAUGUAACAAAUUUUGAAGAAAUUUGUUUUGAGGUUUGAGGAGUUUGUAUGGGAUUAGGGUUCUGUUAUGGUACAUUGGGAGUCAAAGUGUAAUUUUUAUCAACAUGUACAUUUAUGUCAAAAGCAAACAUGACAAAAAAUCAGCCCUGAAAUUUUAUGACAGUUUUGCAUUUACUAAUGGGAUGUUUUUUGUGUAUUUUUUGUGGCAUUUCAUGUACUUUGUGUGUGUGUUUAUGGGUUUUUUUGUUUGUUUUUUUGUUGUGUAAAAAUCUAGGAUAGGAUGCUAUUUUUAAGGUUAUUUUUCAAAUUCUUAAAUCUGUUGCAUUUACAGUAGUGAAAACAAAUGUGUGUAUGUAUAUGACUGAAGAAGGUUAUUUUUCUUCUGAAAGCAUUGUCAAGUGUACAUACAAUCUUAAAACAUCUUAAAAGAAUAUAAAAAAAAUUUUUUUUUUUUUUUGCUAACCUGCGAGUUGAUUGCGGGAAAUGAAUUCACAAGCCAUAAAUUCUGGAACUGUACCUGCAGGACAUGAUUAAGGGCAUUUGCGCUUUUAGCGGAUUUGAUGAAUGAUUAUGGCGUAAUGGAACUUGGGAAAUAUGGCAGCCACAUCGUGGUGAGGUAAAUGAUUGAAGGUGAAUUCCAAGAGUUAUUAAAAUCAUUUAUUCCUGGAUAAAGUUUGUGUUUUUGGCAUUAAAUUCAUUUAUUCCUGGCUAAAGUUUGUGUUUUUAGCAUUAAAUUCAUUUAUUCCUGGGUUAAGUUUGUGUUUUUAUCAGCUUUAUGUUUGGGCCUAAUGCACACACAUAGGGUACUUACAGUGUAGCACACUUGAUCCUCAUGAUGGGCCCUAACUCCCCAACUUUCAGUGCAAUUUAUGCACACUUUUAAUGUGAUUUUGAAGUCAAAACUACAUUGGUUGUAUUGACCAAUUUCAGGGCUUCACAAAAAUUUAAUCAGUUUACACAGAAAAAUGCCCUCAGAAUAUGCCUGAAUAAACACCUUGUGACACGGUUGAAGAAAUACAUUAAGUGCAACAUUCUUGAGUAUAGGAUUUAAAACCAGAUACACAGAUAUAAAUCUCAACACGUAGAUAACCUGACAACCAGAUAUGGUAAGUCUGUGUUUCACGUUAUUAUAAAGGGAUGUAGAAUCCAUGCCAUUUGGCUGACAGCAGAGAGAGUUUCCUUGAUUAUACCCUGCAACCUUGGUCACGCUUGAAUAAAUCUGCCGUCCCUAUAAUUCAGCUUAGGCUGGACUUGCCUAUCUCUCACACCCACAAAUCAGAAUUGAUUUUGGUAUGAUUUUGUAAAAUUGAAAUGAUUGAACUUUUUUGAUUUAGCAAUGUCUGAUAUGCUGGGGUUUUUUUUGGACGUGAUUUUUUUUUUUCCUGAUUUGAUUUGUUUGUGUAAAAUUCGCAAAAUUUUAUAAUUUCUAGAAAAAAUUGUGCCAUCAAGUGUAGUUAUAUGUAAUGCCUGUUUGCUCCAGAUACGUAUAUAUUGCCAUAUCCAUGAACCCUUCAUGGUGAUAGUAGUUGUGAAAAUUCAGUGAAAUGUUGUUACUGUGUUCAAAUAUUGAUCAGAAUUAAAUAAUAAAUAAAUAAACAAAGAAAUGAAAUUUUUAAAAUGUCCUUGAAGUAAGUAGAUGGACUGUGCCAGUGUUAAUAAAGUGAAUAAAGACAACACAAGUGGUUCCUGGCAGUGGCAGAACUUGCCUUUGAGCAGGAGUGUAAUGUACAUAUAGCAAGGUACGUAGCAGUGCACUAUGUAGUGGUGGGAAUGUAUAGAUUUAUUAGAAUUCAACAAGAAAAAUAAAAAUUAAGU
Liolophura sinensis is the source of this 5742-nucleotide messenger RNA. Its product is annotated as large neutral amino acids transporter small subunit 1-like. Gene Ontology annotation, cellular component: membrane. NCBI's taxonomy places the organism in Eukaryota, Metazoa, Mollusca, Polyplacophora, Chitonida, Chitonidae. Gene Ontology annotation, biological process: amino acid transmembrane transport. The record is from RefSeq and is a predicted model, not a curated record. Gene Ontology annotation, molecular function: L-amino acid transmembrane transporter activity. The transcript is spliced from 11 exons. The coding region runs from base 234 to 1727 and encodes 497 amino acids.